This is a messenger RNA of Salvia hispanica, 1821 nucleotides long. RefSeq names its product endoglucanase 17-like. Gene Ontology annotation, molecular function: hydrolase activity, hydrolyzing O-glycosyl compounds. Gene Ontology annotation, biological process: carbohydrate metabolic process. The record is from RefSeq and is a predicted model, not a curated record. Lineage: Eukaryota; Viridiplantae; Streptophyta; Magnoliopsida; Lamiales; Lamiaceae.
AGUGAAGAGUGUCUGUUCUGCUUCUUCCCUUCCCCUGCGGCUUUGCCGGUUAAGAGCGUCUUGUGCUUCCUUCCCAAAAUGGCCUCUUUUCCCUCUCUUUUCCUUCUCCUCUCCCUAGCCCUUCUCCUCUCCUCUCACUGCAAUGCCAAACGCGGCACCUCCUCCCACCACCGCCACCCCCGCUCCGCCUCCCACAACUACAGAGACGCCCUCACCAAAUCCCUCAUCUUUUUCGAGGGCCAGAGAUCGGGAAAGCUCCCUCCCAAUCAGAGAAUCACUUGGAGGAAAGAUUCUGGCCUCUCAGAUGGCGCUGCAAUGCACGUUGAUUUGGUGGGAGGAUACUACGAUGCAGGGGACAAUGUUAAGUUCGGAUUUCCCAUGGCUUUCACUACGACGAUGCUCUCGUGGAGUGUGAUCGAGUUCGGAGGCCUAAUGAAGGGGGAGCUGCAGCACGCCAAGGAGGCCAUCAAGUGGGCAACUGACUAUCUCCUCAAAGCCACAGUUCAUCCUGACACCAUCUAUGUGCAGGUAGGAGAUGCUGGCAAGGAUCACGCUUGUUGGGAGAGGCCUGAGGAUAUGGACACACCAAGGAGUGUGGUCAAGAUUGACAAGAACACCCCCGGCACUGAGGUUGCUGCUGAGACAGCUGCUGCUCUUGCUGCUGCUUCCUUGGUUUUCCGGAGGAGUGAUCCUAAUUACUCCAAGGUUCUUGCACGAAGGGCUAUUCGGGUUUUCGAGUUUGCUGAUAAGCACCGGGGCGCAUAUAGUAAUGGUCUGAGGCGUUACGUGUGCCCUUAUUACUGUGAUUUCUCCGGCUUUCAGGAUGAGCUGCUGUGGGGUGCUGCUUGGCUGCACAGAGCCACGAGAAACCCGACUUAUCUCAGCUACAUUAAGGCGAACGGACAGACACUUGGAGCCGAUGAAACUGACAACACAUUUGGUUGGGACAACAAGCAUGUUGGAGCUAGAAUCCUUAUCUCCAAGGCUUAUCUCGUCCAAAAUGUCCAGCCUCUCCAUGACUACAAAAGCCAUGCUGAUAACUUCAUUUGCUCUCUGCUCCCAGGAACACCCUACUCUUCUGCUCAAUACACCCGUGGUGGUCUGUUGUUCAAGAUGAAUGAUAGCAAUAUGCAGUAUGUGACAUCCACUUCCUUCCUUCUCGUGACGUACGCCAAGUACUUGACCACGUCGCACAGGGUUGUGAACUGUGGUGGCGCCACCGUCACUCCGAAGAGGCUCCGUGCAUUCGCCAAGAAACAGGUGGACUACUUGCUAGGAGACAAUCCGAUGAAAAUGUCGUUCAUGGUGGGGUACGGUUCGAGAUAUCCUAUGCGCAUCCACCAUAGGGGUUCGUCCCUCCCUUCCGUUAAUGUUCAUCCAUCGAAGAUCCAAUGCUCCUCCGGCUUCUCGGUCAUGAGCUCACAAUCUCCGAACCCUAACAUCCUAACUGGGGCAGUCGUUGGAGGGCCGGAUCAGAAUGAUCGCUUCCCGGAUCAACGCGACGAUUACGAGCAAUCGGAACCCGCUACCUACAUCAAUGCACCCCUAGUUGGAGCAUUGGCUUAUCUUGCUCACUCAUUUGGCCAACUAUAGACAAUGCCAAAUUCACUAGUCUAAGGCUUCUUUUCAAUUUUAAGGUUUCAUCUCAAAUUAGUAGUACUAACUAGUAGUAGUAUCUGUGUAAGUUAAGGUUUUAGUGGGCUGCAAGAAAUGUACUACUGUGUGUUCUAUUUGUGCACGGUGGGGCCCAUGUCUGAAGUUAUUAAGAUUUUAAUUACGAGUGUGAAUUGAAUAGAAGCAUGGAAUGAAGGUUUUGAUUAA